Cajanus cajan (pigeon pea) is the source of this 2510-nucleotide messenger RNA. Its product is annotated as pentatricopeptide (PPR) repeat-containing protein. Gene Ontology annotation, biological process: positive regulation of translation. The record is from RefSeq and is a predicted model, not a curated record. Gene Ontology annotation, molecular function: rRNA primary transcript binding; mRNA binding; protein binding. Gene Ontology annotation, cellular component: chloroplast stroma. Lineage: Eukaryota; Viridiplantae; Streptophyta; Magnoliopsida; Fabales; Fabaceae.
UGUAGGAACAGGGUACCUCAUUUUUCAAUUUAGAUAAGGUUACAAAAUAAUAUCCUCCAACAGGUUAGUAGCCAAAGCACAACUAUGGCUACUCCACUCUCCACCAUCGUGGAUGUGUACUUCACAGACAGCAAAAGAACAAGGUUGAGCAUCACCACCACCACCCCUAGAAGAUUUUUCAUACACUGCACCACUUCCAAUUCCAUUCCAGAAGCUCCUCCCGCACCAGCUUCAGAUAACAACAAGAGCAAGAGCAAGAACAAGAACAAGAAGAACACUUCCCUGUCCGACCAACUCGCACCCCUUGCCAACAAGACCCUAUCUUCCACCACACGAGACCAACCCUACGCGUUUUCCAAGCCCAAAUCCACGUGGGUCAACCCCACCAAGGCCAAACGCAAUGUCUUGUCCCCUCAGAGGCAAAAACGCGAUUUUUACUCUCACAGUCCACAGUUGAGGGAUUUGAAACUCUUUGUUCAGAAGCUCAAUGAGUGUGAUAAGUCUUCCGAAGCUGAAUUUUUAACUUCUUUGGAGGAAAUCCCGCGUCCCCUUACUAGAGAAAACGCUCUUUUGAUACUAAACACGUUGAAGCCAUGGCAGAAGACUCUCCUUUUUCUGAAUUGGGUCAAGACCCAGAAUUUGCUUCCCAUGGAAACCAUAUUCUACAAUGUCACAAUGAAGUCUUUGCGGUUUGGGAAGCAGUUUGCUUUGAUUGAAGACCUUGCCCGCCAGAUGAUCGACACUGGGGUUGAACUUGAUAACAUCACAUACUCCACCAUCAUUUCAUGUGCCAAGAAGUGCAACCUCUUUGACAAGGCUGUGCACUGGUUUGAGAGAAUGUACAAGACCGGUUUGAUGCCUGAUGAGGUAACUUACUCUGCUAUCUUAGAUGUUUAUGCUAGGUUAGGCAAGGUUGAGGAGGUGAUAAGUUUGUAUGAGAGAGGUAGGGCUAGUGGGUGGCAGCCUGAUCCUAUUGCAUUCUCUGUGUUGGGGAAGAUGUUUGGUGAGGCUGGGGACUAUGAUGGCAUUAGGUAUGUGUUUCAAGAGAUGGAGUCUGUUGGGGUGCAGCCUAAUUUGGUUGUGUACAACACGUUGUUGGAGGCAAUGGGGAAGGCUGGGAAGCCAGGGUUUGCAAGGAGCCUGUUUGAGGAAAUGCUUGAGUCGGGGAUCGCACCGAAUGAGAAGACUCUGACCGCGGUUAUCAAGAUAUACGGCAAGGCGAGGUGGUCUCGUGAUGCGUUGGAGCUGUGGCGACGAAUGAAGGAGAAUGGCUGGCCUAUGGAUUUCAUCUUGUAUAACACAUUGUUGAAUAUGUGUGCUGAUGUUGGACUGGUGGAGGAAGCUGAAGCAUUGUUCAGGGACAUGAAGCAGUCUGAGCAUUGCAAGCCAGACAGUUGGAGUUACACGGCGAUGCUCAACAUUUAUGGGAGUCAAGGAGAUGUUGAUAAGGCAAUGAAGUUGUUUGAGGAGAUGUGUAAGUUGGGUGUGGAACUCAAUGUAAUGGGGUUUACCUGUAUGAUUCAGUGCUUGGGAAGGGCUAUGGAAUUUGAUGGUUUGGUGAGAGUCUAUGACAUUUCAGUUGAGAGAGGGAUUAAGCCAGAUGAUAGGCUGUGUGGUUGCUUGCUAUCUGUUGUGUCUCUGUCUCAGGGUAGCAAGGAUGAGGGGAAAGUCCUUGGUUGUUUGCAGCGAGCUAACCCAAAAUUGGUUGCUUUUAUUCGGUUGGUUGAAGAUGAAAAAACUAGUUUUGAGACUGUAAAGGAGGAGUUCAAGGGUAUCAUGAGCAAUGCAGCGGUUGAAGUGAGAAGACCCUUUUGUAACUGCUUGAUUGACAUAUGUAGAAACAAAGAUCUUCUAGGGAGAGCUCAUGAGCUACUCUACUUGGGAACCUUGUAUGGAUUCUACCCAGCUUUACACAACAAAACUGACGAAGAAUGGUGUUUAGACGUUCGAUCAUUGUCAGUUGGUGCAGCUCUAACUGCACUAGAAGAGUGGAUGUGGACACUCACCAAAAUUGUUAAGAGGGAGGAGAAACUGCCAGAGUUAUUCCUGGCACAAACUGGUACUGGUGCUCAUAAGUUUGCACAAGGACUUAACAUUUCCUUUGCCUCUCAUUUGAGGAAGUUAGCUGCUCCAUUUAAGCAGAGUGAGGAAAAAGUUGGUUGUUUCAUUGCAACCAGAGAGGAUUUAGUCUCUUGGGUGCUAUCAAAGUCUACAGCAGCUUCUGCUACAUGAUGAUGGUGGGAAAGCUCAAGUGACAUUCACCUUGUACGUUGUGGCUAAUAUAUAACACAAUGAUACUUGCAAGCCUAUUUACCACUUGAAAUAUCGAGAUGUUAAGUGUUGAAACCAGAGAUGGGAUGUAUAAUCUUCCCCUCAUUUCUUAGAAUGUAAACACGUCCUGAAAUUUACUAUUCUUUUUUAUUUCUCUUCAUGUUGUCGCUCUCCUUAAAGUCUGGGGCAAAGGCUGGAUGCAUUCUGCCAUGAAUCUACUAUUAUGCAAAUUGUUUCGA